UCACGACGUCUCCGAAGUCACGAAUCUCCACAAUAAAAGCUGGGCAGGCCUCCGGGAACGUCUCUGUUUAUAACAUUUAAUCUUGUACACUGGGUACUGCGCGCACUAGUUGCGAUUCAAUACCCCUUUUGUUCUAAUUUUUUGGUUUCACCGAACGCCAGAUCUCAGUCAUCUCCGAGAUUCAACCUCGUUCUAUUGUUAUCGUCCUUAUCAUCUUGAGAUAGGGUUAUUCCCAGACAUGUGGACGGCGUCUGGUGUUUGUUAUUGUUCCUGCUUUCUCGCCUUUGUUGUUCUGGGGAUGCCAUCUCUGAUAGAGGUUUUCCCCAUUUGGAACUUUUCUCACUGUUUCUGUGCCUUGGUACAGCCUUCUUCAUUUCUCUUCUCUGGGCAGAAAGUAGGUGGGCCUUCUGUCCCUGCUCUACCUGCUGUCAUCAUUCUUCUGCUUCUUCCCGUGGCAGGUAGAGUCAAAAAGGAAUGGGCCUUGGAGUUUUCUCUCUCCGACAGGAUUCUGGUUGUCGUUUUUUUUUUUGGUUUUCCAACUAUUUCUCUGUUCUUGGAUGAUGGUGUUUUAAGAUCUGGCUAAGCUGUGGUUUUGGUUACAGACAGCGGCUGGGCUUAUUAGAGCUAUUAUCUCUGCGGCUUGCGAAAUGAAAAAAUGCACACACCCAUUU
Messenger RNA from Aaosphaeria arxii CBS 175.79, 671 nucleotides. RefSeq lists its product as uncharacterized. Lineage: Eukaryota; Fungi; Ascomycota; Dothideomycetes; Pleosporales. The transcript has a single exon. The coding region runs from base 239 to 583 and encodes 114 amino acids. The record is from RefSeq and is a predicted model, not a curated record.